CGUGAGAGUGAAUGGGAGUCACUUCGUGCGGUGUCAAGAAGCAGAGGGGAAAGUAGAAAAUGAGAGUCUGAGAGUGAACGGAGGUGAAGGAAUACGAUGUGAGAGAACUGGGGCCGUGUAAGGAGAAGUUAAGGAAUUGUGGCAAUAUGAGGCCCAGCGUGAAUGAAGGGUAGUAGAUGAGAGGCAGCGUAAGUGAAUGGGGGGGGCUGAAAGCUGGAAUAAGAAUGGAGGGGGAACAGUAGUGAGGGCGCUUCUCUGUGUCACGUGUCAUGUAUAAUAUGUAAUGGAGGGCAGAGUGUGACUGAAUGGGGCAAACGGGGGCCCAAUUCCAGGAAACUGGGGUGGAACAGUGUGUAGUAAGUGAAGUGAAGGAGGUGCCAAGAAUGGGUCAAUGGAGGUAACGAGGGGCAGAAGGUGAGGGCGUGGUGGCCAUAUUGUGCAGAGUGUGAGAAAUCGUGGUGGUAGUAGGCACAGUGCAGUGAACAGAGCUGACCGCUGAGCAGAGUGGGGGGAAUGGAGGUGACAAGGGGGCAGAGUGAGUGGACAUGGAGGGAACCAAGUGGUAGAGCAUGAUUAAAACCAGUGGAGUGGCACCGUGUCAAGGGAAGUGGGGGAAUGUGGGCUGAUCGUGAGGCCCAGGGCCUGAGUCCUGUCUGUCUCUGUGUCUCCAGCCCCUCUCUUCCUGCAUCUCUUUCUGACAUUUCAGGGUUUCUCCCUGGUUUUGCCUCCUGCCAUCUUUGUGUAUAGGUCAGUAUCUUUCUUCUUCCUUGUGUGUCCAUCUCUAACAGAGGUGGCGCUGGGAAAGAUAGUGAGGUGUCCAGCCCUCUGGCUUCCGUGUUCCAGAAUCUAUUACAUGGUAUUUGCUCAUAGAGCCCAGACUUCCAGAAUGCCCCUAGUUCUGAAGAGGGUGGCGUGAGUCUGGAGCAAAGAGUUGGCUAGGAGGGCCUACGGGUGUUAUAAUGCAGACCUGGGUCACUGUGGCGGUGACCCUGGCCACACUGAUGGUCGCCAUCAUGGAUGCAAAGAUCUACGAACGCUGUGAACUGGCAAUGAAGCUGGAAAGAGCGGGCCUCAAUGGCUUCAAGGGCUACAGCAUUGGAGACUGGCUCUGCAUGGCACACUAUGAGAGUGGCUUUGACACCUCCCUCGUGGACCACAAUCCCGACGGCAGCAGUGAAUACGGCAUUUUCCAGCUGAGCUCCGCCUGGUGGUGUAACAAUGGUGUUACACCCACCCAAAACCUCUGUCACAUGGAGUGUCGAGACCUGCUCAACCACCAUAUUCUGGAUGAUAUCUUGUGUGCCAGGCAGGUGGUGUCCUCAGAGAAUGGUAUGACUGCUUGGGAUUCAUGGACCCGGCACUGUUCUGGCCACGAUUUAUCUGAAUGGCUCAAGGGAUGUAAUAUGCAUGCCAAACCUGAUGCCAAGAAAAUUAAUAAUUCAUGACUCAGUUUCCCAGAAGUAGAGAUUUUUCUCUUCCUUUCUCUCUUUCUUCUGUGGAUUUAAUAAAGGAUGGUAUCUAUAAACAA
Ailuropoda melanoleuca (giant panda) is the source of this 1528-nucleotide messenger RNA. Its product is annotated as sperm acrosome-associated protein 5. Gene Ontology annotation, cellular component: sperm flagellum; acrosomal vesicle. The transcript is spliced from 4 exons. NCBI's taxonomy places the organism in Eukaryota, Metazoa, Chordata, Mammalia, Carnivora, Ursidae. Gene Ontology annotation, biological process: fusion of sperm to egg plasma membrane involved in single fertilization. Gene Ontology annotation, molecular function: lysozyme activity. The record is from RefSeq and is a predicted model, not a curated record. The coding region runs from base 960 to 1445 and encodes 161 amino acids.